CGGCGCCCGCCGCGCUCACGUGGCUGCGGAGGGCGGCGGCGGCGCUGUCGGCGUGCGCAGGGCGCCGGGCAGAGAUGCCUUUUGAUUGCAAGACUGCUGAAAUGUUUUGAGCACUGCCUCUGCUUUCCUAACCAUGAACAGUUCAAAAUCGCCAGGGCUGGCUGGAUUUGGAAUCUUAAAAAACACAACCUGCCACACAGAGAAGAAGAUUUCAGUUUUCUUUUCAAUAAUCUUCAUGACAGUGGGAAUAUUGUCUAACAGUCUUGCAAUAGCAAUUCUUAUGAAGGCAUAUCAGAGAUUUAGACAGAAAUCAAAAGCCUCCUUUUUGCUUCUUGCUAGCGGUUUGGUUAUCACAGAUCUCUUUGGCCACCUCAUCAACGGAGCCAUUGCAGUGUUUGUGUAUGCAUCUGAUAAAGACUGGAUCCGAUUUAACCAGUCCAACAUUCUUUGCAGUGUUUUUGGCAUCUGCAUGGUAUUCUUUGGUUUGUGCCCACUCUUCCUGGGCAGUGUGAUGGCUGUUGAACGUUGCAUUGGAGUCACUAAGCCAAUAUUUCACUCUACAAAAAUGACUUCUAAACAUGUGAAAAUGAUGUUGACUAUGGUAUGUCUAUUUGCUGUUCUUAUAGCUUUGCUGCCUAUUCUUAGGUUUAGAGCCUAUCAAAUUCAAGCAUCGAGGACCUGGUGCUUCUAUAAAACAGAACAUGUUGAGGACUGGGAAGACAGAUUUUAUCUCUUACUUUUUUCUUGCCUUGGGUUACUGGCCCUUGCUAUUUCAUUCUUGUGCAAUGCUGUCACAGGAAUUACCCUCUUAAGAGUCAAAUUUAAAAGUCAACAAAGACAAGGCAGAUCUCAUCAUUUUGAAAUGAUCAUUCAGCUCUUGGCUAUAAUGUGUGUUUCUUGCAUUUGCUGGAGUCCAUUCCUGGUCACUAUGGCCAGAAUCGGGAUAAAUGAAAAUCGUUCAAAGGAGACCUGCGAAACAAUACUUUUUGCUCUCCGGAUGGCAACAUGGAAUCAGAUUUUAGAUCCCUGGGUAUACAUUCUUCUUAGGAAAGCUGUACUUAAAAACCUGUACAAGAUUACUAGGGGGUGUUGUGGCAUGCGCAUCAUAAACCUACACAUGUGGGAACUCAGCUCCAUCAAGAAUUCUUUAAAAGUUGCAGCAAUAUCUGAGUCACCGGUAAGUUCCAAACAAAUAAAUCUACAGCCGCUCAGCACUACAGGGCAAUGAAAUUAAACAUGGUGUAUGAAGAAAUGAUGGAGGCAAGGAUCAUACACUGACAGUACCUUAAAAUGAAUUCUUGUAAGGCUCAGUGGUUUGACAUUUGUUUUAAAUUGUGAGUGGUUUGCUCUUGUUGCUUACCUGUUUGAUAUUGCUACUCCAAAAGAUGCACUUGAAUGUUCCCAAAUCAGUAAUAAAAUAACGGUAAAUCAUCUUAUAUUUCUCAAUUUCAGGUACUAAAGUGAACAAACAGGGUUCCUCACAGUCCCCCCUUCCUCCUCCCUAAUCUUUUACUUUUGGCAGGCUUCUUAAGAAUUCCACCAAAGUUCUUAAGAAUAUAUUCGAGUGAGAAAUUAUCUCCAAGGUGUUUUUAGAGAGGGGUAGAUUAUGUCUACCAGUGAUACCCGCUGACUGGUGGAGUUGCUGUUUCUUAGACCUCUGCCCACCAUCCAUUCCAUAGGGGUACUCAUUGCUUCUAGGCAUUGAAUUUUCCAUUUGGAUGUAUAAAAGACACUUUGCUUGUGUCCAGCUUGCUCAAUGAUCUUGUUUGUUUGGUUCAGUGACUUGAGCUUCUAAGUAUUUACUGUUCUGCCAAUUUUUGAGAGCUGCAAACUUUAUCAGUGGAAAUGUUCCUUUCAAAUCCCUGAUAAAAUAUUAGGUACUAUGUGAUCCCCAUGGGAAUUAGAAGCAGGUCAGCUCAGCUUGUUUACUCUUACAUUUUUAGAUCUAUUGAUCAGGUUUUAGUCCUUUCAGUAGGUUUUAUUAUAACUAACAGACAUAAAUCUAUCGUUAGUCUGUAUAAAGAACAGUUUUGUUUUCCCCAAACUGAAGCAAGUUGCUUGAAGAGUUCCCCUAACGCAUAUAUUGAAAUGCCUAUAGGCACAUCUGCUUAAUUUGUAAAAGAUCACACUUGUGUCUUAUAAAAAUUUUGAAUGAGCAUCAUUGCAGGGAACUGCACUGUGAGUGCGUGUUUGUUUCUGAAAAGCAACUGUGUAUUCAAUUUUUGCAGAGUCUGUGUCUUAAGUGCUGAGUAUAUUCAUAUAUUUGAUGGUACCAGAAAAAUUUCCAGCACUUCACACAGGGGACCCUUUAUCUUUAAUGCUGCUAGAAGAAACUUUAAUUUCUGUGAUUAUAUCUUGUUUAAAAGCAAGAAUGAGAGUCUCAGAGACUUUGUAGCAGAGAGAUUGUUUUAAGAUGGAAAUGCUUUAUUUUAUUUUUACUUAAUUAUCUUCAAAUAGCUUCAUUAGUGAAUUGUUGGUAGAUCUGGAUGAAGCAGUUAAAAAUUAAUCCCUCAAGAAGGCAGUCUGAGGGACCAAAACUGUUCGCAAAAUAGAAAUUCACAUUGUCUGUGAGAAUAGUUUGAGUCAAAAAAAAAAAAACCUCAAAAGGUUUAAAUAUUUUAAUUUUUGAUUUAAAAACUUCCUUCUUACUUUAAAAAGGAUAAAGAUAAAUGGCUUAAAUAACCCAAUAAUGAAAUGAAAUGGCUUCAUUUACCCUAAAGAAUUUCUCUAUAUGAUUUAUUUCCUCAAUUACAGAGUUGAUAAAACACGCACAGAGCUGAUGCUGGUAUAAACCACACCGUUGCUUCAUGUUGGCUCUACUGAUACUGGUGAGAGUGUUAAGUCAGUGCUCAAUCUGGCCUUUUCAUAGAGUGUGAUGCCAAUGUAUCUGUUAACAUAAAUUAUUGUUGUUUUAGCAGCCGCAGAAAAAUAUUGGUCCACGAAUUGUAGAGAUAUUUGAUCAGUGAAUGAAGCUCAUCAAUGUUCCAUUUUGUUAUGUGAAUAAAUGUAGCUUGUGAAGUUCAUACUGAUUGAAUUGUAAAACAAAGAAGUUUAUAUGUAUAUGUGAUUUCUUAUAUUUUGUGUACUGAUACAUAUUGAAUGUAAAUUGCAGAGCCUCAUUAAAGUUAUCGAACUGUA
Messenger RNA from Rhea pennata, 3138 nucleotides. It is a transcript of the gene PTGFR, whose product is annotated as prostaglandin F receptor. The coding region runs from base 134 to 1228 and encodes 364 amino acids. Gene Ontology annotation, cellular component: plasma membrane. The record is from RefSeq and is a predicted model, not a curated record. NCBI's taxonomy places the organism in Eukaryota, Metazoa, Chordata, Aves, Rheiformes, Rheidae. Gene Ontology annotation, biological process: adenylate cyclase-activating G protein-coupled receptor signaling pathway; inflammatory response; positive regulation of cytosolic calcium ion concentration. Gene Ontology annotation, molecular function: prostaglandin F receptor activity. The transcript is spliced from 3 exons.